AUGGGAAACAACUAUAUCUUCUCCCUCACGCCGACUUUUACACAGGGCCUCGUGCUAGGUCAACUCUCAAUCUUGGUUCUCCUGGCGCUUGUUCUCAAAUACUUGUUUUUCAUUCCUCCCGAAAGUGAGACAGAAACCAUCACAUUCCAUCCUCUGUCAAAAUCAAACCCUUCGUGGCACCAAGACGUGGAGGAAGACGACAUAAACGGUGCUCCAGAAAAGGAGUCGGCGCAUUGGUUCAAUAUACUUGCAAGGCAGGUCGUGGAGGUGUACAGAGCUAAGCUUCAAAACAACCUCACAGGAUAUGAGGGAAUCGAGGUUGCCCGCAGGAAAAUCGAGGACCACGCGAAUGAGUUGCGUCCACGCGGGUUUCUAGCAAUCUUUGUUCAUAACUCACGACUACAACAGGACCAUAUCACGAUACAUUCCGUGGACCUAGGAAUGUCUGCGCCCAAGUUGUCCAACGCACGGGUCGUGAAUGACAGCGAUGGGGAUACCGCUCCGAUGACAAUCGAAUUCGACAUGUCAUAUACAGACACCAUUUCCGUCUCACUAUCUACGUCCUAUUUGUUCAACUACCCCAUGUCCUCGUUUGCUCGGCUACCUGUCUCACUCACGAUAUCUUUGUCUCUCUUCGAGUCAAAAGUCACCUUGGUUCCGCCAUCUCCUGCAUCAGCAGCCCCCGUUUUGACCAUAUCGUUGCCACAAGACUUUACUCUUAACCUUAAGACAACGUCGCUCAUGGGCAGUCGAGCGAUGCUCAGGGACGUGCCAAAACUUCAUGAGUUGAUUGAAUAUCAGGUCAGGAAAGUGCUAGCCCUCCGAGGAACGUGGAAAUUUGUUCUUCCUGGUAUGGGAAGCUUGGCCACCGCUCAACAUGAUGUGGAAAAAGAACAGGCUGCUUCCAAUGAGCAGGGCUGA
Molecule: messenger RNA, 921 nt
Organism: Suillus subaureus
Lineage: Eukaryota; Fungi; Basidiomycota; Agaricomycetes; Boletales; Suillaceae
Product: maintenance of mitochondrial morphology protein 1
Exons: 5
Coding region: 1-921 (306 amino acids)
Biological process (GO): phospholipid transport
Cellular component (GO): endoplasmic reticulum; ERMES complex
Molecular function (GO): lipid binding
Source: RefSeq, a predicted model, not a curated record